Messenger RNA from Aspergillus ochraceoroseus IBT 24754, 1800 nucleotides. RefSeq lists its product as uncharacterized. The transcript has 8 exons. Gene Ontology annotation, molecular function: magnesium ion binding; cobalt ion transmembrane transporter activity; magnesium ion transmembrane transporter activity. Lineage: Eukaryota; Fungi; Ascomycota; Eurotiomycetes; Eurotiales; Aspergillaceae. The record is from RefSeq and is a predicted model, not a curated record. The coding region runs from base 1 to 1800 and encodes 599 amino acids.
AUGGUGGAGGUUCCACAAGUUCGGAGCUUGAUGACGCCCCAGGAGUACUACUCUAGUUUUCCGAACAAUUCCAAUAUCCCAGAGAAAUUUAAGGAUAUUGAUGAAGAGCCAAAUUUUCGAAACUGUUUGAAGUUGCUCCGAGAUACCCAGACAGGUAACUUUGUCUUGGAUUUUGGCAAUGAAGACGCCUGGUGCGCGGUGAAUCUUGAACGGGAAGACCUUACUACGCUGCUCAGUCAUAACAAACCAAAAUGUAUCGGAACUCGAUGGAUAAAUAUCUGGGCCCCAGAAGAACAGAAAGACUUAAUCAAGGCCAUCACUACUUACUAUGGCGUCUCAGAACGGCUUCAGGGGAUGAUGUGCACUGAUCCAGUAACGCGCACGCUGCCGCCAAAACAGACUCAGCCUCCAAGAAAGAGCUUUCAAUCAAAAAACAGCAGUAGACAGACUCGAAGCUAUAUUGAUGGUGAUAUUGAAGAAGGGCACAUGGUGAAGAAUCUAGCAAGCCUGGAAGAAAUCCAGACUGUUGCCUCUUUCAGGGGCCUCACUUUUGGUCAUGUAGUUGAUCAAAUAUGGCACUUUUGCUCUGUUGAUUAUGGACCUAGAUAUACGUGUAUUGGGUAUAAUUCCCUGUACGUGGUCCCGAAUCUUGAUAUGUCCAAUGGAACCGGGCUCCCGGAUGGAAGACGGCUAUGGUCUUGGCUGAUUCUCUUUGAUGAUGGAACCGUCGUUUCUAUCCAGGAGAAUCCAUAUCCAGGUCAAUCUGCUCCAUCAGAAGGGGUUUUGAAAUCUGUCAACGCCGUGGCUCGCAGAAACAUACACUUGAUUUUUGCUGCAGUCUCUAAGCAGCAUUCUGCAUCUUCCGAAAGCGAUUCUUUGGUCACGACCAGAGUGCGACCUUUCCAUGAUGCUGGCUCCGACCCCGCAAAUAUCAAACAAGAUGACGGGCCAAGCCUGCUCUUCUUUUAUAUUUUUGACGACUGGGUUUCAAGUUACGCUCUCGUCGCAAGACGGGAACAUAAAUACGGGGUAGUACUUGAUAAUUUGAGAGUAAACAUGUUGAACAAACCUGUAGUCGACUUAAUCGACGAGCUACAUUGGCUAGGAAGGCAGCUUGCAGUUCUUAGGCGCCUCUACCAAAGCUACGAACUUAUCAUGACACGAAUCCUUCAAAGACAACGAGUUCUUCGCGAUGAAGCCCGUUCGAAUCACCCCAAAGUUCCGUUUGGGCAACCAUUUUCUGAAACUGAAAUGCUCGACCGCCGACAAAUGACGGUACAAAGCGGUACGAGUGUUGCAACGACCUUGGAUACUUCUGUCGGCGUGCAACUGAGUGCUGCGGCGGUGGCUCGCUUCGAAAGGUUGCUGGACCGUAUAAAGCUCUACUGCUUAUCGGAGAUUGAAAGCUGUCUGACCGAGAAAGAAUCCCUCACAUUUCUUAAUUUCAACUUGAUCGCCCUCAAGGACUCGCAAGCUGUUGAGAAACUAACACGAAUUACGAUCUUACUCGCCAAGAUCACUAUUGUAUUUCUUCCCGUCAGCUUGAUGACUGCAUACUUUUCGACUGAGCUCGCAGGAGUGAAAGGAGUGUAUACGGAAGCCCAGUACUGGGUGAGCUUUGCGGUGAUCAUGUUUGUGUCCAUUUUAUUGCUCGCGCUUUUCGGGUAUGUCAGUGAUACCAUGGAAGGAAAGACCAUUUAUCGAUCGAUGUUCAGGACAUUUUUCCGCAACUCUAAGAGUCAACUCUUCUCUCGUCGGGGGGAAGCUGUGGCGAAUUCAACAGCUCUAUCUGAAAAGUGA